CCUCUCUCACCUUCCCUCUUCCUUCCUUUAUAUCUUCACCUCCUCUCCCUUUCUGCAACCCUUCACCCCUCUCUCUCCCUCCCUCUCUCUCUCCGUGCAGCGAAAUUCCGACCGUCGCUUCGCCGGCCGGUCAUCAAAUGACCGAAGCAGGAACGGAGCGGCGAGCUGCGAUUCCGAUUCCGAUUCCGAUUCCGAUACCGAUUCCGAUUCCGAUUCCGGUCGUCCUGCAGUCCCGCCUCGCUCCAAUCGUCUGACGAUGGAGGACCAUUUGUGGCCACCAACAAGAGGGUCGAAUCGUGGAUGAGCUCAAAAACGGUCCCAAUUCCGGAUAAAAUCCGUCUGGCGAUGUGGCGAAUUACGCCCUCGCUUUCCCUUAUCUAGCAGACACCAAAGCAGAUGCUCCUUCCAUGUCCUUUUCUAGCUGGAAUCUCGCCCAACAUUGCUGUCCUCUCGCUCUGAUCGGACUCGAGGGAAAGCUCACUCGUCGCUCGGCCAGCCCACACUGAAGUGACGCCCUCGGCUUUCCUGGGUUUCCGGCCAUGAAUCGGCUCCAUCUGAACCGGAGGUUCCUGGACGCGGACCUCGGCGGUCCGCCGCCGGACGCGUCGGGCGAGAACGGGACGGCGGCGGCGACCGAUUCGUACAUCAGCGAGACCAACUUCGACACCAACAUGGUGAUCAUCCUGGCCGCCCUGCUGUGCGCGCUGAUCUGCGCCCUGGGGCUCAACUCCAUCGUCCGCUGCGCGCUCCGCUGCAGCCGGAGGUUCGGGGCGGAGACGCCGGAGCAGGCGGCGGCGAGGCUGGCGACCACGGGGCUCAAGAGGCGCGACCUGCGCCAGAUCCCGGUGGCGGUGUACGGGUCGGCGGCGGCGGCGAAGAUCCCGGCGACGGAGUGCCCGAUCUGCCUCGGCGAGUUCGUCGACGGGGAGAAGGUGCGGGUGCUCCCCAAGUGCAACCACGGGUUCCACGUGAGGUGCAUUGACACCUGGCUGCUCUCGCACUCAUCCUGCCCCAACUGCCGGCACUCGCUCCUCGAUCGUCGGCCGCCGGAGAACGAGCUCCCCGUCGUCGUCGGUUAAGCUGUAGAAUCCCGCGGCGGCGGAGGUGAAAAGACCAAGUACCCCCCUUGUAAAUUUUCUUGGUUUGAUAGUGUAGGGCCUGAGGCAGUGGCCUGCGUGUGUGCCCGCUUUUAGUUUUGGAGGUGGUGAAGUUUCAGUUUCGGUUUGUGUAGGAUGAACACGGCGGCGGAACGAGUUCCGGCGCCGAUGCGACUCAGCGAGUUUCGAAAAUCGAGCGACGUAAUUUUUUUUUCAGAUCGACUCGUGAGUCGAUAAUCAUCGAUUUCUGCCUCGUUUCCAAUUUCGAGCAUCACAGGAUUUUUUUGCUUC
Messenger RNA from Eucalyptus grandis, 1388 nucleotides. Its product is annotated as RING-H2 finger protein ATL74. Gene Ontology annotation, molecular function: transferase activity. Gene Ontology annotation, biological process: protein ubiquitination. The transcript has a single exon. The record is from RefSeq and is a predicted model, not a curated record. The coding region runs from base 540 to 1079 and encodes 179 amino acids. Lineage: Eukaryota; Viridiplantae; Streptophyta; Magnoliopsida; Myrtales; Myrtaceae.